GGCACUUCGCGGGGGCCAUGGAGGGCUCCACCGGCUUUGGGAUCGACUCCAUCCUCUCCCACCGAGCCGGCAGCCCGGCCGUGCCCAAAGGGGACCCGCUGGUGGGCGACGGCCGGUCCCCGCUGGAGCUGAGCCCCCGCUCGGAGGGCAGCAGUGGGUGUCCCUCACCCCGUUCACCGGGCCGCGAGUGCCUGGAGGCGGCGGGGCCGCGGCCGGGCCUGGAUGCGCACCUCCAGCCGGGGCAGGUCUCGGCUCCCUCCCAGUCCCGGACCGUCACCUCCUCCUUCCUCAUCAGAGACAUCCUGGCAGACUGCAAGCCCCUGGCCGCCUGCGCCCCUUACUCCAGCACCAAUGGACCUCACGGCGGGCAGGAGCCGGCGGGCAGGAUCCCCACCAAACCCGGCGAGGACUUUAGGGAGAAAAUGGAAAAAAAUACCAGCAGCUCUUCGUCGGACUCGGAGUACAAAGUGAAAGAAGAAGGAGACCGAGAGAUCUCCAGCUCCCGGGACAGUCCCCCGGUGCGGCUGAAAAAGCCGCGCAAAGCCCGCACCGCCUUCACCGACCAUCAGCUGGCUCAACUGGAGCGCAGCUUCGAGAGGCAAAAAUACCUGAGCGUGCAGGACAGGAUGGAGCUGGCCGCGUCCCUCAACCUCACCGACACGCAGGUGAAAACGUGGUACCAGAACAGAAGGACCAAGUGGAAAAGGCAGACGGCGGUGGGCCUGGAGCUGCUGGCCGAGGCUGGCAACUACUCAGCCCUGCAGAGGAUGUUCCCCUCGCCCUACUUCUACCCGCAGAGUUUGGUCUCCAACCUGGACCCCGGCGCCGCUCUCUACCUGUACCGGGGACCCAGCGCUCCUCCCCCCGCCCUACAGAGACCCUUGGUGCCCCGCAUUCUUAUCCACGGACUGCAGGGAGGUAGCGAGCCCCCGCCGCCCCUGCCCCCGCUGCCCGGUGUCCUGCCCCGAGCUGCUCAGCCCCGGUGAGCUCCGGCCUCCCAGGCAGCCCCCACCGGCACCCACCGGGCUUCAGGGGGGUGAGGUAGGGCGGCUGUAGGGAGCCAUCCCAGCUCUGGGGCUGCUAGCAAGCGACAGCCUCCCGCUCAUCCCCAAAUAUAUAUAUAAAUAUAUAU
Messenger RNA from Dryobates pubescens (Downy woodpecker), 1132 nucleotides. It is a transcript of the gene BARHL1, whose product is annotated as BarH like homeobox 1. The record is from RefSeq and is a predicted model, not a curated record. NCBI's taxonomy places the organism in Eukaryota, Metazoa, Chordata, Aves, Piciformes, Picidae. Gene Ontology annotation, cellular component: nucleus. The transcript is spliced from 3 exons. Gene Ontology annotation, biological process: regulation of transcription by RNA polymerase II. Gene Ontology annotation, molecular function: DNA-binding transcription factor activity, RNA polymerase II-specific; RNA polymerase II transcription regulatory region sequence-specific DNA binding. The coding region runs from base 18 to 986 and encodes 322 amino acids.